Molecule: messenger RNA, 1212 nt
Organism: Corticium candelabrum
Lineage: Eukaryota; Metazoa; Porifera; Homoscleromorpha; Homosclerophorida; Plakinidae
Product: carbonic anhydrase 1-like
Exons: 8
Coding region: 18-1001 (327 amino acids)
Molecular function (GO): carbonate dehydratase activity; zinc ion binding
Source: RefSeq, a predicted model, not a curated record
GAUCCGGUGUCUUCGUAAUGAGGUGGAGAACGCUAAAGGAACUUCGCAAGCUCUACAGCACCGGCAGGCAGCCUUGCGUGACGUCGAGUGCCUCCGAUGGCCCGUAUUACCGGUUGCUAUCAAUGGCCGGAGCUUGUUGUACCAACAUUGUGUCACCACACCGCGUAGAGGUAAACGGUAAACACAAGAGACAGCAGUCGAGUGUAGCGAACGAUCAUCCAGCAAAGUGGGGAUACAGAGACGAGAGCGACCAACUCGGACCAUCACAAUGGAAAACACAGUACCCGGCUGCAAACGGACAACAUCAGUCUCCUAUUGAUCUGAAAGACCAGUUGGUGAAUAGAAGAGGUCGUUAUGGGCCAAUUAUGACAAAACUUGCUCAUGAAAACUCCUAUCUUGCUGAAAACAAUGGUCAUACUGUGAAAUUCACUCCAAAAACAGACCUUGUUAAUGAAAUUACUGGUGGGCCACUGACAGAGGUUUAUCGACUUGAUCAGUUUCAUUUCCACUGGGGACAACAUAAUCACGAAGGCUCCGAACACCAACUUAAUAGUCAUGCAUAUGCUGCUGAGGCUCAUUUUGUUUUUGUGAACACUGAUCUUUAUUGCAAUGAAGAUAAUCCUGCGAGCAAAGAACGUGGUCUUGCAGUCCUUGGUGUUCUUUUACAAGUUGGAGACCAUGGCAACGAAGAACUGUACAAACUUGUGGAAUGUUUCAAAGACAUCACAUUGCCGGGACAGCAGGCAAAAGUGGAAAAGAUCAACAUUAGUAGUCUGUUUCCUGAACAGAAGGACUACUACACCUACAAUGGUUCCCUCACUACUCCUCCUUGUUAUGAAAGUGUCACUUGGAGUGUAUUCCAUCAUCCGAUAACUAUCUCUCCACCUCAACUUGAUGAAUUCCGAAAGUUGCUCAAUGAACAUAACCACCAGAUUGCACCCAAUUUUCGACCUAUUCAAGAGAUGAAUGGUCGAUUGCUUUGUAGGAGCUUCAUAGUGUAGCUACCUCCAAGAAUCGAAACAUCACCUUUACAUUGUGCUACACAGACUACUCAAAAUGUUGCCAUUUCCUGUACUGUAAUAUAGUGCUUGUUGUCGUUGCUGGUUGCUUGGUGGUGGUUGACAAAGCUGUGUUCGUUGAUGUUUAGUGUUAUGGUGUGGCAUGUUGCUGGAAAGUUGUGAAUUCAAUAACUUUCAGAAAGCACCACUGGUG